This is a messenger RNA of Clonostachys rhizophaga, 1551 nucleotides long. The record is from the annotation of a GenBank genome assembly. NCBI's taxonomy places the organism in Eukaryota, Fungi, Ascomycota, Sordariomycetes, Hypocreales, Bionectriaceae.
AUGACGUCUGUCGAGAAAGACAAGUUGGCAGACAAUAAUAUGUCGCAGCCAAUCGUUCACCAAAAGGAUGCUCUGCAUAGAUAUUUCUUUGGCAUCCAAGGCCGAACUCUUAGAAUGCACAUCUCGGUGGCUGGAGCGCUGGGUUUCUUGCUCUUCGGCUAUGACCAGGGCGUACUUGGUCGUAGAAUUGGUUGCUUCUUUGGCGCAAUCACGGUCUUCUUCCUAGGCAGCAAGCUGGGGCGUAAACGGUGCAUAUACAUCGGUGCUGUCCUGCAGUUAAUUGGUGCUGUCCUCCAGGCAUCGGCAUUCGGCGUUCCACAGAUGAUCGUGGGUCGUAUUGUUUGCGGAUGGGGAAACGGUUUCAAUACGGCCACAACUCCCCUGUGGGUAUCCGAACUUGUGCCUGCGAAGAAUCGAGGACGACAUGUUGCCAUUGAGGGCAAUUUGAUUGCCUUUGGAAUCGUUAUUGCGUACUAUUUCAACAUAGGCAUGUCUUACACCAGCGGCGCCGUCCAGUGGAGACUUGUUAUUGCAUUUCAGGCCGUUUUCAUUGCUCUACAAGUCUUUUGGACUUACUUGCUCCCCGAAUCACCACGAUGGCUGAGUCAGCAGGGUCGCCAUGACGAGGCCAUCGACAUCAUCACACAAAUAAGCGGGAAGGGCUUGAGCCACCAGGACCCAAUCGUUGUAGGGAUGAAAUCAUCCAUUGAUGAAGCGAUCACCCUUGAACAAGCCGACGGGCGUUGGAGGUUCUCGGAAUGUUUUAAGAGCGGACCUAUGAAAAUUCGUAGGCGUUUCUUGCUUGCUAUUGGCCUCCAAGCCAUGCAGCAGCUCAGUGGAAUUAACGUUUUGGUGUUCUACGCGCCACAUACCAUGACGACUGACAUUGGCUGGGACUAUGAAACUGCCCUUCAGAUUUCUGCGGGGCUGGGUCUCACAUACUGGGUUUUCUCCUUCGUUGGCAUUGCUUACAUUGACAAGCUCGGUCGGCGACCCCCGUUGAUCUGGAGUUCCGUGGGUUGCGCUUUAUGCUUCUUGGCGGCCGGUCUUCUACAGCAGGAAAUCACCCCGUAUCGAGCAAAGGCAUCCCUAGCCUUUUUCUUUAUCUUCGAAGCUAUUUUCGGUAUUGCGUGGCUUCCGGUGCCCUGGCUCUACGCUCCAGAAAUUAUGCCCCUGCGUCAUCGAGCCCAGUCCGCAGCCCUUGGCGCAGCGAGCGACUGGAUUUUCAAUUAUCUAGUCGUCCAGAUCACCCCGGUUGCUAUUUCAAAUAUUCGGUGGAAGACUUACAUGAUCUUUUUUGUCCUCAACUUCGCCUUUGCCAUCCUUGUAUUCCUGUUUUAUCCAGAGACGACGGGUCGUAGCCUCGAGGAUAUUGACUCCAUUUUUCUUGGCGACAAUGAUCGUGUGUUUGUGGUUGACGGACGUGGCCGUCUCCUGCCCGGCUUCCGCAAAGCCAUUCACACAGACUCCGAAAUUGGCAUUGCCCAAACAUAUGAUUCUUCCGAGGUUGAGGGCAAGUCGGCUGUUCAAGUGAUUAAUAACCAGCAUUAG